Penaeus indicus is the source of this 3426-nucleotide messenger RNA. RefSeq lists its product as uncharacterized. Bases 494 to 2149 code for a protein of 551 amino acids. Lineage: Eukaryota; Metazoa; Arthropoda; Malacostraca; Decapoda; Penaeidae. The record is from RefSeq and is a predicted model, not a curated record. The transcript has 11 exons.
UCAUGCAUAUUGCACCACGUACUUUUGGUCACUGACAGUAUUUGAAUCCUUUUCGUGGAAUUAAGAAAAAAUGUAACUAUACAAAUGUUGCAUCAAGGGCCCCAACCUGUAAAUAAUACGUUUCCCCUAAAAAAAUAAGAGUAAUGUAGGCGCUUCUUUGUGGAUUAGUGUGGGACGGGAUCUGGGAGGUUUGACAUUUAUAGAACGGUAGCUUAAAUUGACCGUCAUAUUUUACAAUAGUCUUUGUUAAACUCAUCAAACUUAUGAAGUUGCAAAUCACUACAAUAAAAGGAAAGUCGGAAAAAGCGACGCACAUUUGCUGGCGCUCUCUGGCACUUGGCAAGAGGUUCCUUCAAGGCCACGUCCAGAGUGCGGCCAGAAUCGGUAAUCGAGUGCAGUGAUAGGAGACUCCGGUGACAAAAUACUUGAGUGAUAUCUGUUGACCGCAAGAAGUCAGUCCAUUGUCAGAAAAUCUUUUGAAGGUUACACCAAGAUGAAUAUCAAAGACUUCUUAACUGUAGAGAAGAUACUAAUUCUGUCCUACAGAAUUUUAUUGGGGCUUUCAUUGCUGGGAGUGUUCCUUGCACCAUUCAACUUUGGCUAUGGUCCUGUGCGUGAGGCUCCUGUACCAACUGUAAAUAUUUCAAGCAUCAAUUGGACAAGAGAAUUUAUUGACAGCAAGGAAUAUCAAGCUCAUUAUGAUUAUGUGCAAGAAACGGAAAAUUAUGGAACGUACCUACUUGUACCCAGCUUCUAUGUAAUUCUACCCUGUGGUGUAAGCAUGCUGUUUGCUGGGGUCUUCGUUUUGAUCGAUUUACUUUCAAAAGAUAUUGUGGAGACCACUGUAGGCCUGUACAGUUCCUUUGGACUUCUGAGUAUGGUGGCUGGCUUUACAGGAGCAUAUCAACAGAGGUCUGGAUAUCAACCUGAAGGAUUUGAGAAGUUUAUAUUGAGUUACAACUGGAUUACAGCAAUCCAUUCACUUCUGUUGAUAUUACUAAUACUGCAGAUUAUUUUGUCCAUCCGGGAAUUGUGUCAACGAAAUGUACGAUGGCCUACUAUCCAUUUCAGCCACUUUUUCACUAUUGGUAUGGUGGCAAGAGGAGUGUUGUUGAUUUUUGCCACAUAUUUGACCAUAGCCUUCUUCAUUUCUGUGCUUAACGGAUAUCGGUUUGGAGGAUAUGAUGAUCCUGUUUUUCGCUAUCCAAAAUAUUUUUUCAUGCCAUGUGCUGUGGCAUGUCUGUAUGGAUUACUGGUUACAUUUGAAGCUUUUACCUCCCAGAUGUUUGGACACGUUCAUGAUAAAAUGAUGGGCAUCAGUGGCUUGAUAAUGAGUGCUGGUUAUGCCGUUAUUGGUAUUAUCUUUCUUCCACCCAUUACAAGUAAUAUCUUAUUGGAAAAUAGAAGUGAACCUGUUUUUAUUUUCUCUUGGGUAUGCUUUAGUGUCAGCCUGAUUUAUGCAGGUCUUUGCUUGGUUGUUCCAAAGGCACUGAAUACACCCCCAGCCAUUAUAAGGUAUCUUGCAUAUGGAAUGUCACAUAUGAAAUGUUGGGGACACUCCAUGGAAGUAAGAGGAAGUGAAGCUUGUAACUGCAAGAACAUCAAUAUAUUCAGAAGAAUUGCUGCUGUAUGUGAAAAUCUGAAAAGGAGUGAUUCCUUAAGGACAAAUAUGAUACUCAUGAUUCUGUCCUUUUUGUGUAUAGUCCUUAUAUCAGCUGAAUGGACCUAUAAUGCAAGUUGUGUGAUAAUGCUGUUUUCAGACAUAGCAAUCUUUUACCGAGCUUUUCCCGCACUGGUCUCAGAACUAUCUUCCUGUGUUUGCCCAGUUGUUCAACCUCUACAGAUUAUCUGUCUGUAUGUCUUGGAGACCAUGCCACUUUUUGUGGGCCUCAUCUAUAACUACUUCACUUUACACUCUGGUGCAAUUUUAACUGCUAAUAUCUUGAACAUCAUACUCAUCAUUUUCCAGUUGUACAAGGUGCAGACCUAUCCUGAAGUGAAGGCAGAAAUAAGGGCAAUGCUUGAGGCAAAGAAUCCAGAGAGAGGGAAAGUACAAGCUUCAGAUGAUGAACAGCCUCUACAUAAAGUGACUAGCCAAACUGAUGAUGUAGAAGGCAGUGAAGACAGUGUUCCUUCUGAUAAACAGUAAACCUGUUUGAUAUUGCAGUCAUUAUUGCUGCAAUUUGAAAAAUCUUUCUCUUUUUAAAGGAUUUUCGGAUAAAGAUUUAGGCAUUACCAUAUUAUUAUUUUAAUCUUUCAUUUCCUGUACUCAUUAUAUUUACUUGUGAGUUAGUUGUGUUACACAUGCCCAUGAAUCUGUUUUAAAUGUCUGAGUGUUACCACUGUCAGGACCUAGUUUUUAGGAAUUCAAAUUUUGUCCCCCCCCCCCCCUGAAUUUCUACUGAUAAUACUCAGGUGUGUGUGCAUGCGUGCGUGUGUGUUUGUGUUAGGUCAAGUGUGCGAAUGAGUGCAUGCUUGUAUGCCACAUGCAUGGAUUCAUGUGGUCUGGUGGUGUGUGAUGUGGCAUGGUGUCUGCAUGUGUGCAUUUGUGCUUAUGUACAUGUACUUUUGUUGGUUUUGUAGAUGUUUGGUACCAAUCACACUAAGGACUACAAUAACUUAAAUUGGAGAAUUGGUAAAUUAUUUUGAAUGUAUCCUGCAAUUAUUAUUUUUUAAAGUAAUUUAGAUAAGACAUUUUCCAGGAGUUGCACUACUUUUAUCUUGCCAGUUCAGUAGGCAUUGGCAGAAGUUAAUGCUUGUGUGCACCUGGGAACUUGGUGAAAAAUGCUUUAUUUUUGUCUAGAGCAUGAAUGAACACUGUAUAUGCCAUAUACUUAGCAGGUGAAUGUAUAUUCCUAUUCACUGGCUGCAUGGAUUAUUACAAAGUGAAAUAGUAUUGAUAAGGCUUUUGUCAUGGUAUUUGCCGUUAGUCUUUAUAGUGGAAAUUUACGAUACAGAAAUAUAACAAUGUUUUUGUAAUUACACUUUUUAACUCUUUAACCCAAUGGCGACGGGUGUACAAAAGAAAAAAAAACUCUACGCUUAAACAAACAAAGGCGGCGUGCCGACUUAGAGCGCGUGAGUAGGGGACAUCAGCCCGAAUCACUGGCUCGCCGCGCUUUGGUGCGCCGCCGGCUCGUUUGGCUGCACGCCAGCUUUCGAGCUCUUUGUUUACACGCCGAUCGGCGUCACCUGGCACCAAGGGGUUAAAUAUAGCACAAAAUUCCAAAGUUAUUCUAGUCUUCUUAACAACAGACACUGUCUCUGUGUUCAAAAGAUGAAUAUUCAUUAGUUAUUAGCUUACUGUUUAAGAAUUAAUUAAUGAGAUUUAUUGUAUUGCAUUGAAAAUACUAUUUUUUGUUAUAUUCUCUUGCUUUCCAUAUGUAAAACAAUAAGUAUUACAAUAGAAUGCAUAUUUCUUAUAAA